Olea europaea var. sylvestris is the source of this 1210-nucleotide messenger RNA. RefSeq lists its product as uncharacterized. Lineage: Eukaryota; Viridiplantae; Streptophyta; Magnoliopsida; Lamiales; Oleaceae. The coding region runs from base 101 to 991 and encodes 296 amino acids. The record is from RefSeq and is a predicted model, not a curated record. The transcript is spliced from 3 exons.
ACUACAACAUUUUCACAUCUUCACUUUGUCUGAUAAUCGCUCGCUAAAUUAUAUUCACACUCGCAUCGAUUAUAGAGAUACAAAACGAAAUUUGAAGAGAAUGGUGAAGCUAGCAUCGGCCCGUGAGAGGCGAAUGUACGGGCCGAGAUUGGCCCGGAACAGAUCGGAGUACAUAAACGCCGGGCUAUAUGUAUUUGCGACGAUCUUGCUUCUGACCGGUUUUUGUUCACAGUUAUCCAACGAGCCCAAAUCCGGGCUGGUUCUUCUGCUAAUUGGGUGUGUGAUAAUGAUGGGAGUGAAUAUUCAUGAUCUUGUUGCCCAUCUUGCCAGUAUCGAUUUCCGAUUCCCGUUAAUGGAGUACGAUGUACAAUUCGGGCUUGUCGAAUUUGGUGUGCCACUGCUUUACACAUUGGGCACUAUUUUGUUUUUCCUGGGCAUUCUCUUUCUUUUCAUCCAGGCGGAGAGAGGUUAUGGAACUCUGGAAAGACAUGCUUUAAGCUUGCUUAUUGCUGGUCCAGUUCUUUGGCUGCUUGGAUCAAUCGAUAACUCGUGUCAGAUAUACGAAAGAGCAGGAGGACAUGUUCAAAUCUUGCAGGAAAGCGUUCUUAUCCCGUUCUUGAUGGGCAGCAUGUUAUUUCUUAUUGGCGCUAUUUUAAAUAGCCGAGAGCAGAUUGGAUAUGAUCACCAUGGCUUGGAACUCGUGGGUGAGUUUUGGAUAUGGCUAGGUAUAUUUGGAAGCUUGUUUCUUUUUAUCGGGGGAUUAACAAACGUCGUAAAAGUUUUCAAGAUGCAACAAAUUGACGGACUGAGACUAGAGAAACUGCGAGGCGGAGCACAAGAGGUGUUAGUUCAAAUACAAGAAGGUCAGGCCCCACUCAUUGUAGAAGAGCGGAAGAGGAGGAGACCACAGGUUGAGGGUAGCCAAUCUGCUGCUGUUUCGGUACCUGACAAGGAGACACCUUACAAGGAUGCACUGAUUGGUCCAGCCUGAGUGCUUUGGGUUCCUUCAGUUUCUUCCAAUUCGGUGUGCCUUCUGCAUUUUGAGUAUACACUGUUUCCAUCCCUAAAUUUGUUUUAGAUGGUUUUUGGUAAACAACGGUAUAAAAACACUGGUUUUUUGUUUUUGUUUCGUCAUGCAUCAUACGUUUGUAAUAAUAGGGACAAAACUCCAUCGAAUACUAAUGAAAUAAGGUAUCGCGCUGGUUCUUGU